This is a messenger RNA of Aspergillus japonicus CBS 114.51, 1659 nucleotides long. RefSeq names its product sterol 24-C-methyltransferase (gene erg6). The record is from RefSeq and is a predicted model, not a curated record. The coding region runs from base 254 to 1387 and encodes 377 amino acids. Gene Ontology annotation, cellular component: endoplasmic reticulum. The transcript has 3 exons. Gene Ontology annotation, molecular function: sterol 24-C-methyltransferase activity. Gene Ontology annotation, biological process: ergosterol biosynthetic process. Lineage: Eukaryota; Fungi; Ascomycota; Eurotiomycetes; Eurotiales; Aspergillaceae.
CCAUUCCACUUCACCUCCUCCUCCUCCUCCUCCUCCUCCUCCUCCUCUUCUCCCCCUCUUCCUGCCUUUCUUUGCUGCCUGUUCGGCUUCAAUUCUUUUUCUAUUAAUUCCCUUCCAUUCAACUGGGUCGUGGAUAUAUAAUUGCCUUCUCUUCUUCUCUUCUUCCUUUCUUCUUUCUUCGCACAACCCACUUUUCUUCAACCCGGCUUUACCCCCUUUUUAAUCCCCACCACCACCACUUUCAAUCCUCAAAAUGGCUCCCACCGCUUUGGAACAGGAGAACCAUGUGCGCGACGCUGAGUUCAACCGUGUCCUGCACGGAAAGUCCGCUCAGGCCCAGGGUGGUAUUGCUGCCAUGCGUGGCAAGGACGCCGCUGCCCAGAAGGCCGCCAUCGACGAGUACUUCAAGCACUGGGACAACAAGAGUGCCGAGGACGAGACCGAGGAGAUUCGCGCGGCCCGCCGAGCGGAGUAUGCGACCUUGACCCGACACUACUACAACCUGGCCACCGACUUCUACGAAUAUGGCUGGGGAACUUCCUUCCACUUCUGCCGCUUCGCUCCUGGCGAGCCCUUCCGCCAGGCCAUUGCGCGUCACGAACACUACCUGGCCCACACGAUGGGCAUCAAGGCCAACAUGAAGGUUCUCGAUGUUGGCUGCGGUGUCGGCGGACCUGCUCGCGAGAUUGUCAAGUUCUCCGACGCUAACGUCACCGGAUUGAACAACAACGACUACCAGAUCGAGCGCGCGACCCGCUACGCCGAGCGCGAGGGAUUGAGCCACAAGCUGAACUUCGUCAAGGGUGACUUCAUGCAGAUGAAGUUCGAGGACAACACCUUCGACGCCGUCUACGCCAUCGAGGCCACCUGCCACGCCCCGGAGCUGGUGGGUGUCUACAAGGAGAUCUUCCGCGUGCUCAAGCCCGGCGGUGUCUUCGGUGUGUACGAAUGGUUGAUGACUGAUGAAUACGACAACGACAACGCCGAGCACCGCAAGAUCCGUCUGGGUAUCGAGCAGGGUGACGGUAUCUCCAACAUGGUCAAGGUGUCCGAGGGUCUCCAGGCCGUCAAGGACGCUGGCUUCGAGCUCCUCCACAACGAGGACUUGGCCGACCGGCCCGACGCGAUCCCCUGGUACUAUCCUCUGGCCGGCUCUUUCAAGCACAUGGGUACCAUCUGGGACUUCUUCACCAUUGCGCGCAUGACCUGGUGGGGCCGUGGGAUCGCGCACCGCUUCGUCGGCGCCUUGGAGAAGAUCGGAUUCGCCCCCGCGGGCUCGCAGAAGACCGCCGACAGUCUGGCUCUGGCAGGUGACUGUCUGGUGGCCGGUGGUGAGAAGAAGCUGUUCACGCCGAUGUACCUGAUGGUUGCUCGCAAGCCCGAGUAAACGGAUUGUUAAUACGAUAUCACGCCUGUACAAAAUUGCGUUUCUUUGCGACCGCAUCCCACACGAGCAUUCAUAGACGGCGGCGGCGGUCUAUGUUCUUUAAUAUCCAGGUUUUCGUUGUUGUUUCCUUCUCCACAUGUUAUAUUGUUGCAUACCGCCGUGGGAUGCGUGUCUUUAUGUGCUGUGCUGUCCGUUUGGGGGCAGUGGACGGAUCAUUGCUGAGUAUGUGCUCAUGGAUGAUGAUUUAGUUAUAGUUAAUAUCAAGAGAUGAC